Messenger RNA from Hippocampus comes (tiger tail seahorse), 3086 nucleotides. Its product is annotated as sialidase-like. The transcript has 11 exons. Bases 209 to 2932 code for a protein of 907 amino acids. NCBI's taxonomy places the organism in Eukaryota, Metazoa, Chordata, Actinopteri, Syngnathiformes, Syngnathidae. The record is from RefSeq and is a predicted model, not a curated record.
UUAUUUCAGCAAGCCCAAAGCCACUGCCGUCUUUUUCUUUUGUGGAUGUUGUCAGGCUGUACGCAUACAGACGUUAUGCAUACUUGACGAGUCAGCGAGUCGAAGAUCAACUGUGUUGGGCUGCAGAUAUUUGAGAAAGUAUCUGCCCGUCGAUCAGGCCCAAUUGAAGUCUAAUAACGUCGUCUUUGCCGACGGCAGGACGUCGACGAUGGCUGAUCUGACGACGGGGUGUUCUUCUUCUGUUGUGGAAAGUCCAGAAGCGGAUGAAACGACAGAAAACAUUCCCCCAGGAGUAACGCCACCAGCUAAGAGGCACUAUUUGGAUGAGCGUGACUUCCCAGAUCUCAGUCUCCUUGAAGUCACAGAAAAUGACAACACGCAUCAUCGCACAAUGGAGGAGAUCUCGCUACUGAAAAACCUGGAAAUCAUGAACAGCAACUCUAAAUUGGCUUCCUUCCAGACGCCAAGGACGGAGGGAAAAGCGAACGGCAGCCAAGCACGCAAACCGGAGACAAAUGCUUCCAUCUUCUGGUUGUACAAUGAGAGCUUACCGGACUGUACCGAUUACUCAUUUGAUUCCUUCAUGGAGCAGAGUGUAAACUUCACUGUCAACGUAUCUCCUUCCGACAUGCAAUUGCUUUGCAGCGGUGCACCGAAGGCGAGCGUUGAGUCGAAUUUAGCAAGGGCGGCAACCCUUGAUGAAUCGUCCAAGCCUUCCCCCUUAGCCGCAUCGCAGCUCAGCUUCACGCAAAGCAACGAAUGCGAUGCGUCAACAUCCCAGGAUAAAGAUCCCUCCCUGGGGAGAGGACCUGCGGAACAGGACGGCCUGCCCUCUGGCAACACAGCUGAGUGUACGACCGGCGCGAUGGGAGAUGCCAGCACAAUUUCUCACUCGCCGGACCACGGCCACCACGACACCUUCGAGGUUUGCGUCAAAGGUGUCGUGGAGACUCCUCCCUCUCAGGCGAAUGGAGCUCUGUCAGAAAGCAACGCCAGCGACAUUCGGCACAACACCUUUGAGGCGAAACCUCCCUGUUGGGCCGGCGGAACGAUAACGUUGUCAGACAGCAGUUCCGCCGACCGCCACCACGAGACCUUUGAUGCCAAGCUUCCGUCUGCAUCUAGUGGAACCGUAACGCCGCCGCAAAGCAGUUUGAGUGACAGUCACCACAACACCUUUGAUGUUAAACCGCCAUCUCACUGCAACGGGGGCAAAAGCAGCUCUUGGGAUACCUUUGAUGGAAAUCCUCCCUCUCAGUCGACGAGCACGUUAUCGAUGUCAGAAAAGGGUCCGAACAACUGUUGCCGUGAUACCUGCGAUGCGGAAGCGCCUCGAUCCAGUCGCGAGACGGCCUUGCCCGACACAACCUCAAACGGCGCCCCGGAGACGAACCCGCACUCUCAGGACGAUGGCACAGUGAGCACGCCGGGGAGGAGCUCCGGUAACAGUUGCUGCCGCACUUUGGAUGCGAAGCCUCCCUCUCAGUCCAGCGGCACCUUCACCAUGCUGGAAAGCAGCUCAAGUCACGGCCUUCAAAACACCUUUGACGCUCAACUUCCCAAGUCGCACGGCACCUUCACCAUGUCAGAAAGCUACUCAAGUGACGACCGGCCUGGAAAACCGAGCGCGUCGGCGAGCCAGUUGAGUGACGGUCACCGAAACGCCUUUGACGCGCCGAGGAGCUCAAGCGACAGUCGUUCAAAUGCCUCGGGCGCCGCACGUCCCGCUUCCAAUGGCACGAUAAGCAUGUCCCAAAGCCUCUCGGGAGAGGUUUGCCACGACACGUUUGAUGCCAAGCCUCCUUCCGAACCCAAUGGCGCAAACGUCACGUCCGGAAGCCGUUCUCGUGACUGUCAGCCCAACACCCUCGACCCGAGUCCUCCCCCUGGCCCCAGCAGCGCGGACGGCAAUGCUGACGCCGGGGCGGUCGAGCCGCCUCAAGGCGUGCUUGAUGCCAAUCUUGGCGAAGCAUCAGCAUCCAGGGCGGCGCGACGUGAGGCCAAGCAUCAUUCCACGUUGCCGACCCACGACCAAAGCUUGGAUGCCGAUAACAACAGCAGAGGCUUUAAUUUUGACGACACGCUCGAUUUAAGGCACGGAAAUUUCGUCACGUCAACGCCGUUGACCAAUUGUAAAAUGACCUUCUGCGCCUCGCCAGAUGAGAGCAAAUUGCUGGCGUCUUCCCAAAAACCCGACGGGGAGACCGUCGGUAGGCCAGAAGUUCAGGCGACACCCGACGUUGCCUCGGAAAUCUGUACUCCAAAAAUAUUCCCGGCCGCCAAAUCGCUGCCGCCUUUCUCCAAAGCGCCAUCGCUGCUGCAGAAGUUCAAGCCGUUGACGUUGCUUCCAAGACGAGGCGCCGUGCCGCCUUCGGGUCUCCAUUUGCCAAAACCAAGUUUGGCUACUCGCACGCUUCAGGAGAGCUCAGCAGUGUCCAGCUCAUACAAGCUGCGAUCCACAACCACAGGAUUGAGGCCAGCCGCGCAGCAGCCGAAGACGGGAGCGGAGAAGCCACAGAUAACCGGAGGACCAUCGGGCAUCCCCAAAGGGCCCCCACUUCUCCGGCCGCCAUCAACGAGAAGCAGCGUGCUGGCUUCAAGUGCUGAUAAGAAACCGUCUAAUUCUGCAGUUCCCGUUCUCCAAACCAGGAAGCGCGACUUGAGCAGAGAUGCGCAAUUAGUUGUGAAGAAGAAGGCAAAGACGGAUGUCCCCGCAGCGUCCAGUGCCAUUGUAGCACCGAGGCCUUCCGUCGAUGCGUCGAGCGCCGUGAAAAGCUUGAGACCGACGUCUAAAACGGCAAAAGACGAUGCUGCAGUGUCUUCAGCAGCUAGAAAUGCCGCCAGCAGAACCAAAAUCCUAAAACCACCGGUGAAGAGUCAGAGAACUCACUUGGUCAAAGGUUCAGGUUGUGCUAAAUGCGUGGUGCUGUAAGCUGAAAUACAGCGACUGAAAGAGGAACUACAAAGGCACAAGGAAGAAAAGGAUGUGUGAAAAUGCACUGAAAUAAACUUGCCAUUGUGGCACUGUGAAUGUUAAUGUAUUUUAAACAUUGUAUGUACAAUAAUAAAAUUGGUGUGACAUUGCA